AUGAGUGCACAAGAAUCCAUCAAAUGUCUGAGGUACAUAUCGAAAAUAUGUAGUAUCCUUGGUAUUAUCACACCUCGUGCAAACACAUGGAUAUAUAAAGUGUACUCUCUGACAGUACUUUCCAUCGUAUUCAUCAACGCCAUCAUAGCUUUGAAGGAAAGAACUUCACCGCUAUUCACUACCUAUAACGUCAUAAUCAAAGCUGUCGACCAAAUAGCGAAUGGUUUUUUGACGCUGGCCGUAUCUUUUGCAACUAUUUCGAACGUUUUCGUCUAUCCAAGCAAAUUGGAAGAGAUUCUCGAUUCGCUGCUCAAAUUCGAUGUCGAUUUUGACAACCAUUUGCAGGUGAUGCGAUUCAUUUUCUGGUCUGUUCUGAUCGGUUUGAACGCAAUCAUCAUGAUGAUGUUAGCCCUAGAUUCCUGGUUUUGGACUGAUGCUGUCAGUCUGACGAUUUACAAGUACUAUUUCGUGAGAAACGUGCAAUACUAUCAGCUGACUUUAUUCAUAUUUCUGAUAUUCUGGAUGGCCAUGGAAGUAUACUGCAGUAUCCUUGCUGUUUUCCCAACUUGUGCAAACACAUGGAGAUAUAAAAUGUACUCUUCGACAAUUAUAUCAUUCAUAUCCAUCAACGCCAUCAUAGCAUACAAGGAAAAGACUUCACCACUAUUCACUACCUAUAACGUCGUAAUCAGAGCUGCCGACCUAAUAGCGAAUGGUUUCUUAACGCUGGCCGUACCCUAUGCAGCUAUCUCGACCGUUUUCGUCUAUCCAAGCAAACUGAAAGAAAUUCUCGAUUUGCUGCUCAAAUUCGACGUCAAUAUUGGCAACCAUUUGCAGGUUAUGCGAUCCACAUUCUGGUCCAUCCUGAUCUGUUUGAACGCAAGCAUCAUGCUGGUGUUAGCCCUGGAUUCCUGGAUGUGGAUAGAAGCUGUCAGCCUGACGAUGUACAAGUACUAUUUCGUGAGAAACGUGCAAUACUAUCAGCUGACUGUAUUCAUAUUCCUGAUAUUCUGGAUGGCCAUGGAGGUAUAUUGCAGGUUCUUCAUGUUGAACAGGUUCCUGGAACGAUUGUCUCAAAGGAAUCAGAAGAACCAUUUGAUCCUCCUUUAUCCAGAAAUCGCUAAAGUUAGAAGAUUGCACAAUCAGCUCUCUUUCAAGGAAAGGACUUCUCCUCUAUUCCCUACCUAUCAUGUGAUAAUCAAAGCAGCAGAACAAAUGGCGAAUGGUUUCUUAACGCUGGCCGCUUCUUCUGCAACUAUUUCGAACGUUUUUGUCUCUCCCAGCAAAUUGCAAGAGAUUCUCGAUUUGCUGUUGAAAUUCGAUAUCGAUAUUGGCAACCAUCUGCAGUGUGAUCCAUUCAAAAUAAUCGAAUAUACAAAUAAGGUGUCCUACGGUAUCAACAAUAUGUUUGAUUUCACCAAACCUACAAUGUUCGUCUCCGUCAAUUAUAUUUUGAGAAUAGGCAUUUUUCUUGGGAUAACGCCCCCUCCUAACAAGUCCAAGUUACAUAAUAUGGAAGCAAAAAGGACCAAGGACAUCUGCCAGAGCAUAGUUGUGAAUAAUCUUGAAAUGAACGAUGUUCUCAGAGAUGAAAUGAUCCAGCUGGCGGAUCAGGUUACUCGUCGUCAACCUCAACUAACAGCAUCGAGCUUCUUCGCCAUAGAUUUCACGAUUUUAGGAUUCAUGUUGGCGAAUAUAACGUCCUAUAUCAUUGUAGCUGUACAAGUGGAGGUUGUGAUUCUAGCAGCGGUCGGUGAUUUCGUUUCUGAGGAAGCAAAAACUACCAAGGACAUUUGCCAAGCUAUCAUUGUAGAUCUGGAUACGAACGAUGUUCUCAGAGAUGAAUUGAUUGAAUUGGCACAACAGGUUGCUCGACGUAACCCCCAACUGACUGCAUCGACCUUUUUCGGUAUCGAUUUCACGAUUUUGGGAUUCAUGUUGACGAAUAUAACGACCUACAUCAUCGUGGCUAUUCAAUUCAUAAAAGGAUCAAAUACCUCCUAG
Molecule: messenger RNA, 2004 nt
Organism: Phaedon cochleariae (mustard beetle)
Lineage: Eukaryota; Metazoa; Arthropoda; Insecta; Coleoptera; Chrysomelidae
Source: the annotation of a GenBank genome assembly